Gryllus bimaculatus (two-spotted cricket) is the source of this 2011-nucleotide messenger RNA. The record is from the annotation of a GenBank genome assembly. NCBI's taxonomy places the organism in Eukaryota, Metazoa, Arthropoda, Insecta, Orthoptera, Gryllidae.
ACCUCUGAACAGUAUUUUGGUAACACUGACAGUAUCAGCUGUGAUCAGCUGGUACGCACGUGUGUUUGUAUAGUGGAAAGGAAGUGUCAGUUGUGAUAAUUAUAAAAUCCGGCAUAUGAGUUUUGAUGACAAUUGCUGAAAUUCUUCUGUAAUUUGUAAGGCUAUCGAGAUAUUUUGUUUUGCUAUUGUUGGAUCGAGUAAAUUUCAUCUAAAACUUUUACGUCAUGUUGGUGAUAGGUUAAUAUAGUAUUGUCUAAAGUCAAAUUUUCAUAACUUCGAAAUUUUCUACAUUGUUUGGUCACCACCUAUAUUUUCGUCAUUCAUAUAUGAGAGAUUCGUAAAUUUCAGAAUGAGACAUUUGCUUAAACCUUCCAACGCUCUUAGGUUUCUCUGGAGAAAAAUGUCCACUCAAGAAAAUUUGGUAGCAGUUUGUCAGAUGACUUCAAGAAACAAUAAAAGUGAAAAUCUAAAAACCUGCAGAAAUCUUAUUGAAAAGGCAUCUCUGAAAGGCGCCAAGAUGGUAUUUUUGCCUGAAGCAUGUGAUUAUAUUGGUGAGAGCAGAACUGAAACGCUACAAUUAGCAGAACCGUUGAAUGGGCCAUUAGUGAAUCAGUAUCAAACCCUUGCUAAACAAUUCAAUGUGUGGAUUUCACUCGGUGGAAUUCAUGAAAGGAUUUCUGAUGAGAAGGUUAGAAAUGCACAUGUUAUAAUAAACAGUGGGGGUGAAAUUGUUGCUGUGUAUCAUAAAACCCACUUAUUUGAUAUAGAUAUGCCAGAUAAAUCUGUGAGAUUGAGAGAAUCAGAUUAUGUUGAACCAGGGAAGCAAAUAGUACCCCCUGUUCUCUCUCCAGUGGGAAAUGUUGGAUUGUGUGUAUGUUAUGAUAUGAGAUUUCCAGAGAUGGGAAUCGCCCUGCGUGGCUCAGGAGCACAUAUAUUAACAUAUCCAUCAGCUUUCACUGCAAGCACUGGAGCAGCUCAUUGGGAAGCACUGUUAAAAGCCAGAGCUAUUGAAACACAGUGCUAUGUGAUAGCUGCUGCUCAGACCGGGCAACAUAAUGCCAAGAGAGCUUCAUGGGGCCAUGCAAUGGUAGUUGAUCCAUGGGGGACUGUUAUUGCUCAAUGUUCUGAAGGUGUAAGUGUUGUAACAGCUGGUAUAGAUCUUUGUUUUUUAGAGCAAGUGAAGACUAAAAUGCCAAUUUGGAAUCAUCGUCGAUUUGAUCUUUACCGAAAAAUUUCACUUGAUAAAAAUCUGCAUGAUCAAAUGCCUGGAGAGCCAUAUCAGUUUGGCCAAUGUAUAAUUAAAGAUGGUCAGGUGUUUUAUCAGACAGAAUAUACCUUUGCCUUCACUAAUAAAAGAUGUGUUCUUCCAGGGCAUGUCCUUGUUGCUCCAAAACGUUGCGCUAAACGUUUAGUUGACCUAAGCGAAGAAGAAAUCAGAGACUUAUUUGUAACUGCUACAUCAGUGCAAAAAGUUGUUGAACGUUGUUAUUUAGCAACUUCAUCUACUAUUUGUGUUCAAGAUGGGAAAGAUGCUGGACAAACAGUAGAGCACGUUCAUGUACACAUCAUACCUCGAAAACCAGGUGACUUUGCUAGGAAUGAUGAUAUAUAUGGUGCUCUGGAAAUGCACGAUAAGCAGGGUUCUGAUAGAGAGGAGUCUGAAAUGUUUGCUGAAGCUGUGAUGUUACGUAGAUUUUUCUCCUAGUUAAAUGUGGUGUAUAUAUUUUUAUAUAUUUUCUUUUUCUUAUAGCUCAUUGAAAUUCUCGUAUCAACUUCAAUUUGUGAUUGUCCCAGUACAUUCCCCUUUCUUUGUGUAAACUUCUUAUGUUAUGUUUCUAUACUAUUGUUCAUUUUUAUUUUAUUGACAGGAUUAAAUGUUUUUAAUUUUUUGUCAUUGUCACAGAUUCAAAUCUGUUACUUUAUGUUCCCAGACAAAAGUACCAAUGGCAUACUAUUGAAAAGUUUCUUAUGUAUAAAACAAUGUAUAUGAAUAAAGGUUGAUUGUAGUAUA